AUGGCAGGCCCACCAUCUUGUUCGACGACGUCGAGCACGGGUGAUGACCACCCUCUGCGUGGCAUUUACGACAUUGGUUACAUUCAAAACGAGACUGUCAUCGACAUGAACCCAACAAACCCCCAGGUGUCUAUCCACAGCAUGUUUCGACAGUCGAACUUCGCGGAAAAGGACUUCGACUACUCAAAGAUGGCCACCUCACUCCGUCUACUUACGCACUUCAUCAAGGUUUGUCUGCCAUUCUUCCACGCCAUCUUCCUUGGCUGCUCAAAGGUCGACUCGGACCGAGACCACAAAGGUCGCCAGAUGUUCGUGUUUACCGAGCCUCGGGAGAAGCUGUCACUGGGAGAUGAGCAGCUGACGUGGCAAAGACUCGAGAUCAUGAGCGAGAACCUGACUUUCGUGAGACCUGACAUUGAUGAUGGCUUCAAUGCUACAUGUCGGCCUCUGAUAAAGCCAGGUGUCUCACUAGGGUUGAAGUUGUUGGGCAGCGGCAGUGAGAUCGCCAUCUCAAACAUGCUGUACAGGGAGCUGAUUGAGUCGCAGAAUGAUCCUCGGGACAUCGUUCGGGAGCAGAUAGUCGCAUUCCACUUCGCCACCACUAUGCUGCAUGAACUCGGCCACGUAGCAUUCUUCGCCGUGGUGCCUUGGAAAUUAUACAACCACCAGGUCUUUCAACACCAAUGCCAAGGCCACAUGAUUUUCUUGAAUGAGUGGCCUUGCCCAUCUAAGAGCUUGAUGUACGUCAAAUGUGGAAUGCUAUAUGCUACUCGAGGCGAGGACAUUGGUGUCGAGGUUCAGUGGAGAACACCUUUUGUCCAUCUCCAUGUCAUGUUCCAGGACUUCUUUUGGAACGAGGUGGUCCCACAGGGCCGAGAGAUUCUCUUCUUCAAGAAAGACAUCGGGUACCGAUUUGUCGCUGAGGUUGAUGGCGCAGGCCCACCUUUUCAGCCACACCCUUCGUACACGAUAGGCAUCCCAGUUCGCUACUUUGCUGACAAGAAUGGUGUGCUGCGCAAAAGGCCGGACAAAGUGGCCCAGUUGGAUCAGUUCAGGGAUAGGGAAGCAGAGCUGUCUGGGGAUCCGCAAAAGACCGGAUCAAAGGGAGUGGUGGAUGGUUGGAGGCGGAUGACCUUGCGAGAAAAGGUCAUAGAUCGGACUGACAAGCUUCUUGCAAUGGCGCAGAAGAAGGAGAAGGGCUUCUAG
Molecule: messenger RNA, 1206 nt
Organism: Zasmidium cellare ATCC 36951
Lineage: Eukaryota; Fungi; Ascomycota; Dothideomycetes; Mycosphaerellales; Mycosphaerellaceae
Exons: 2
Coding region: 1-1206 (401 amino acids)
Source: RefSeq, a predicted model, not a curated record